CUCUGUUCUAUAAUUCUUGAAGAAGAGACAUAGAAAUGGAGAACAGCCUCAAUAUCCGACCAGGCAUUCAACAUUGUUGCACGAUCUUCCCCUCACACCACACGUGUCUUCUUUUCUCUAACUUGAAGCCAUUCCCCAAAGCCACUCUUUCCUCUCUUCGUGUUCUGCGAACUGCUUCACCUCCCAGGCUAUGUGCCGGCACUGCAUCUCAUGCCCACAGCAGUGAAACAAAUGAACUAGCUCAGGUAGAGUGGGACAACCUCGGAUUUGGUCUCCAACCCACUGAUUAUAUGUAUAUCAUGAAGUGUCCACAAGGUGGAAGCUUCUCUAAUGGUGAACUAAUGCGUUUUGGGAACAUUGAAUUGAGCCCCUGUGCUGGAGUUUUGAAUUACGGGCAGGGACUAUUGGAAGGUUUGAAAGCUUACCGUAAUAAAGAUGGGAACAUACUUCUCUUUCGCCCAGAAGAAAAUGCUAUGAGGAUGAUGAUGGGGGCAGAACGAAUGUGCAUGCCAUCACCAACUGUGGAGCAGUUUGUGGAAGCAAUAAAAACCACUGUUUUAGCUAACAAACGUUGGGUUCCCCCUCACGGUCAAGGCUCCUUGUAUAUCAGACCAUUGCUAAUAGCAAGCGGAGCUAUUCUCACUGUUGCACCUGCUCCAGAGUACACCUUUCUAAUAUAUGUUUCACCUGUUGGAAACUAUUUCAAGGAAGGUUUGGCAGCAAUCAAUUUGGUUGUUGAGAAUGAAUUACAUCGUGCGACUCCUGGGGGCACGGGAGGUGUAAAAACCAUAGGAAACUAUGCUGCAGUUUUAAAAGCUCAAUCUGCAGCAAAGGCCCAUGGCUAUUCUGAUGUUUUAUACUUGGAUUGUGUGUACAACAAAUAUUUGGAAGAGUGUUCGUCUUGUAACAUUUUUGUUGUUAAGGAUAAUGUUAUUUUAAGUCCUAUUGUUAGCAAGACUGUCCUACCUGGAAUUACUCGAAAAAGUAUAAUUAGCAUUGCACGAAUGCAUGGAUUUCAGGUUGAGGAACAAUUAAUUUCAGUGGAUGAAUUGUUAGAAGCUGAUGAGGUCUUUUGCACAGGGACAGCUGUAGUUAUAUCACCUGUAUGCAGUGUCACUUAUUUUGGCAGGAGGGUAUCAUAUAAGGACGGUGGUAUUCGAGCAAUGUCACAACAACUUUAUACUAUUCUUAUAAAAUUACAAAUGGGUUUAAUAAAAGAUGAGAUGAAGUGGAUUAUUGAGCUUAAAUAA
Abrus precatorius (Indian licorice) is the source of this 1250-nucleotide messenger RNA. Its product is annotated as branched-chain amino acid aminotransferase 2, chloroplastic-like. The record is from RefSeq and is a predicted model, not a curated record. The coding region runs from base 36 to 1250 and encodes 404 amino acids. The transcript has 9 exons. Gene Ontology annotation, molecular function: branched-chain-amino-acid:2-oxoglutarate transaminase activity. Gene Ontology annotation, cellular component: chloroplast. Gene Ontology annotation, biological process: branched-chain amino acid metabolic process. Lineage: Eukaryota; Viridiplantae; Streptophyta; Magnoliopsida; Fabales; Fabaceae.